UCUUAACUGAACUUGGCAGAGUGGCAGUGGCAGUGCACGUUGGUACAAAAUUGUUUUGAUUUAUUUUGAAAAGAAAAACAUAAUUCUUGUUUUGGUCCAAAGGACAGCCCGCAAGUUGAUGUCUACCAUCUGAUUUUAAAAUGUAUUUUUGUAUUCACUUUUAUUCAUAAAUAACGACAAUGCUUUGAAUCUAGCCUUUGAAUCUAGUCCUGCCUGUACUGUCAAAAUUUAAAGGUUAUACCUUCUGCUGCGUUUUUAACAAGUCUCAUGAUAUUUGGGAUUUUACUGAAAAUCAUUGAGUUACAUCUUUGAAGAAACAACCAUGGCUGAAUAUACUGAAUAUGGAUUUGGCAUGCGUCUGGAUGCUAACCUUCCCAGAUUAAAUGCUGGAAUUACUUUACCCAAGAAGGAUAUCCCAACCCCAGAACAAGCUCUGCAGUCAAUUCGUUCUCUCCUACGGUCAAGGCCAGAUGUUGAAUUUACCAGGACAGAUGAUGAGUUUCUUCUAAGAUUCCUUCAUGCAAGGAAAAUGAAUGUGCAAGAAAGUUUUCAACUGCUUACCAAUUACUUUUUGUACCGCCAACGCAAUCGCCACCUGUUCAUUCAUCUCAAUGCCCAGGAUGAGUCCAUUCAGCUGGCUCUGAAGGAUGGUUUUCCAGGAGUUCUUCAACAGAGAGACAGGAAGGGAAGAUGUGUCCUAGUAAUCUUCACCGCUCACUGGGAUCAUUGUAAUUAUUCCUUGAUAGCUGUUUACAGAGCUCUGUUGUUGACUUUAGAAAAGCUUGUUGAAGAGAAGCAGAAUCAGCUGAAUGGUUUUGUCGUGGUCGUUGAUUGGACUGACUUUUCUUUCCGACAAUCUUCAAAUUUAAAUCCUAAAGUUCUUAAACUCAUGAUUGAAGGGCUUCAAGACUGUUUUCCAGCUCGCUUCAAAGGAAUUCAUUUCAUUAACCAGCCAUGGUAUGUGGAAGCUUUACUGACUAUGAUACGCCCAUUUCUAAAGGAAAAGACUAAGGAAAAGAUUUACAUGCAUGGCAACAACAUGAGUACUCUUCAUGAGUAUGUGAGCAAAGAUAUAUUACCAUCAGAGCUUGGUGGAGAAGGACCUUCAUUCAAUCCUACAGUGUGGUCAGACCGUUUGCUGGAGGAAAGUUUGAAAACCGCAGAAGAUCCCUUAAACGAUACCAUAUCAGAGGGAAGUGGAAAUGAUUCUGACAGCAGCAGCAGCACAGAACCUGAAGGGCCGAGCCCAAUUUCCAGUAAUGUGAGGAAGUCUGAAACAGUACCAGAUUCCUUAAAUGGAAAACAAUUUACUAAGAAGCCACUGGCUCGAAAGAGUAGUCACGCUCUUACACCCAUUUCACCUGCUGCAAAGAAGUCCUGAUAAAUAUGGUAGACUACCAUUUUACAAUAUAACUUGUUGUUAACCACAUAUUGUGGGUGGAGGGGAGGUGAUUGUAGCAUGAAUCAGUAUUCCUGCUAUAGCUAGACUUAAAUUGAGGUCUGAUGAUAAAUAUUCUAAUUUUUGAUUAGGAUUUGAACCCUUACUGUACAAUGUUUAUUUUUUACAUUUUAGAAAAAAUGGGACUACUGGUAGUUUGAGUCGUUUUUAUGAUUCAUGUUAUAAAAAAAUCUGUCAAGUCACAGAAGCGUCCUGGCCAGGGUAUCUUGACAAAGUGUGUCUUGCAGGACACAGCCAAAAUCUUGAAGCCAUCUGGAAUGGGCGGGUCUUUGUCCAGGUUGGCCUAUCUGUUUCGGAUUCUGAGACUGGUUUUGAGAGUACUGCCCAAUGGUGGUGUAUUGCUCCCAUCCCAACGCUACCAACAUAGAAUGGCCGGGACUCUAGAAUGUCUAGUGUCUUGAAUGUCAGACUAAAUUUGCUCCUCUUUUGUAAAGAAUAAGUUUGAGAGUUAUAAACUUGGGCCACUUAAAAAAUAUUUAAUGACCUUUUUAUGAUCUAUGUGAUGAUUUGUCUAAGAUCUGUGCCAACUAAUUCCAAAAUGGUUGCUCUUCUGCUGACUUUGUUUUUAGAGUAAGCAGUGUACUUCCCUGUCUUCCAAUUUCAGAAAUGAACAGUAUUUACUUCCACAGUAUUAUCUUUACCCAGUAAUAGUUUUAAAACUUGUAAUAAUUUUCACUUUAUUGCUGCCUUGAGUUUGUCUUCUGCUUUCAAAGAGUGUCUCAAGCGACAGCUGGUAUCUAUCUCCCUGUUUUAUUUUCUUUGUCUUUUUGUUUGUUGUAAUGGCAAAUGCAUAUUUAGCUAUAAGCAAGUUGUGCCAAGAACCUUUGGACACGUUAUUGUUUGGUUUGGUAGCAAGCAUAUUAUUUCUCAAAGCAUUUGGUGUGGAUCUAAACAAAGAAAUCCUUUUUAUAUUUUUGUGAGUGUAGACACCAAAAGAUCUGACUUAAUUAUUCUUGACUGGAGGGUUUAGUACCACAAGUUGCAUCUCCCUCAGUUAUUUUGUUUGUCUGUUUGUUCGUGGGUUUUUUUUUUGUUGUUUUUUUUUUUUAGGAUUGUGUGUUAUUCUUUCAGUUUUCCCUCUGUGUACCUUGCUUUUUAUUGUGAUUCUCAAACUAGUUUAGUUUCCUGUGAUGUUUUUAUUUCAACCUCUUACUUUUCAAAAACCAAGGCUUAGCACUUCUCUUAUCUCUUGUUGGAACUUAUUUUCCAUAAAUUGACCAAUCAGUUCUUGUUUCUUGCUCUGCCUUAAAAAUGUAUUUAUAUAUUUUUCCUCACAGCUUUCUUAUUUAAUCUUAUUAUGUUUUGGUUGGUGUUACCAUGGUGUUACCUUUUUAUGUGAUUGUAAUUUUAAAUUUAAAAUAUUAUCUGCAGUGUUUAAUUUUCAGAGCCCUUGCACUUAUGUUCCAAAAAAGUAAGCUGUAAGUGAGCUGCAACAGUAUUACCAUUAUUAUGAGUUCAAUGGAUCUGUAUGCAUGAGAUUUAUAUGGUUAUUCCUGUUUUUCUUAUUGUUAUUUUAGUUUAGCGAAAGCAACACUUGUACUUAUACCUGUUUACUGCAAGUAAUGCUGUUGGUUAUCCAUGUACUUAAUUGUUUCUGUUGAUUUUUCCUCUUUCGUUAAUGUGAUAUUCUGAAAAAGUUUUUAAAAAAUCUCCUCAAUGUACAGUAUGGUACAGUUUUCUACCAUGAGUUUUUCGUAUGUUUAGUGUAAUCAAACUGGACUAAAGGAAAAUUUUCUUUGGUGUUUUUUUAUUAUAUGAGUUGGUGGAACUGGUGCUGGUAAAAUUCCUACGGUGCUGGUAAGAUUCUCAUUAUGUCUUAUAUGAAACGGAGACUUCUUGUUUUGCUUUAAACUGGAAGAUCAACUUCCAUACUGCAUUGUGUCUCCUUUGUAAUCACAUUGCAUUCUUGUUUAAUUUGAAUUAGAGAUAAAAGGCAAUAUUAUCUGUGAACAUCAGAUGAAUUUUAACCAAAGUUUUAUUGUUAACAUGCUUCUGACACAUCAGUCAAAGACUGUGUUCAUUUAUGAUUUUGUGCUGCAAUACCCGCUGUCAGUACUGGCCUGAAAUCUGUGCUGGAAUGAAAGGGCUGUGUGUGCAGUGAAGACUCGGUUGUUAGAUACAUUGCAAUUUCGUCAUUCCCCUGUACGUGACACCAGGCAUGCAAUAAACCUGAUGCCUGUCAUUCCUGAUUUUAGUCAAGUGAGAACAAAUAUGAUGCUGGUUUUGUAAGAUGCUUGCCCAUGUGUUGUUUGGAAAUAAUAAAGAAAAAUCCUUUU
Molecule: messenger RNA, 3735 nt
Organism: Thrips palmi
Lineage: Eukaryota; Metazoa; Arthropoda; Insecta; Thysanoptera; Thripidae
Product: clavesin-2-like
Exons: 7
Coding region: 323-1381 (352 amino acids)
Cellular component (GO): membrane
Molecular function (GO): phosphatidylinositol bisphosphate binding
Source: RefSeq, a predicted model, not a curated record